AUGGAGUGGUUUCUGAUAUUUGUUUCUGUAGCUGUUGUAUGGUUGGCUUCUCUCUGCAAAAUUCUCCAUUCAUCAUUCUAUCCAAACCAAUCUCCCUUCUUAAAUAAUAAUGCUGGAUCUAUUCAGAAGAAAAAUGUAUUAUUGGUCAUUGCACACCCUGAUGAUGAAUCCAUGUUCUUUUCACCAACAAUCAAUCAGCUAACUUCAAGAGGGCAUAAUGUGCACAUAUUGUGCAUGUCAACUGAUGGUAUUGGAGAUGUUAGAAAGGAAGAGCUUUAUAGGGCUUCUGCAAUCCUUAAGCUUCCUCUCCAACAAGUGACAGCAUUGGAUCAUCCAGAUUUUCAGGACGGUUUUGGGAAAGUAUGGAAUAGUAAUAAACUAGCAAAGAUUGUGGAAAAGAAGAUUUUUGCUCAUGCAAUUGACAUGGUGUACCAAUCUCUCUUUCACAACUUGCAAGUUGCAACCCCACAUCACCAAUCCAUUUGGAAGAUUAUUACCUUUGAUAAUUAUGGUGUUUCUGGUCAUUGUAAUCACCGUGAUGUACACCAAGGAGUGCGAAGAUUCAUACUUGAUACUUCAAAACGAUACAUUGAAGCAUGGGAAUUGGUGAGUAGUAACAUAGUACGAAAGUACAGUGGGCCCAUUGAUAUAUGGUUGUCUUUUUGGAGUGUGAAAGGAGAAAUGCAUUGUUUGGUAAAUGAACAUCCACUUAGAAGCUAUGCUGCCAUGUCACAGCACCUCAGCCAAUGGGUUUGGUUUCGGAAGCUUUUUGUUUCAUUUUCUAGUUAUACAUAUGUCAACACUUUGAGGAAGAUCAACAAUGGUCAAGUUCUAUAG
Molecule: messenger RNA, 837 nt
Organism: Lactuca virosa
Lineage: Eukaryota; Viridiplantae; Streptophyta; Magnoliopsida; Asterales; Asteraceae
Source: the annotation of a GenBank genome assembly